AUGAAUAUACCAUCAAAGUGCACUUGGACAUUGGGUACCAAAGAGAAGAGUCCUCAUUCAACCCUAGAUACAAUGACAAAGCCAAAGAUUUUACCCAACAUCCUGGAACAGAUUGGAAACACUCCGAUGGUUAGGAUCAACAAUAUAUCAAAGACUGCUGGUUUGAAGUGUGAACUAUUGGCCAAGUGUGAAUACUUCAAUGCAGGAGGCUCAGUGAAGGAUCGUAUUGGAUAUCGCAUGGUUGUAGAUGCUGAGAAGAGCGGAAGGAUCAAACCAGGCGAUACUUUGAUUGAACCAACAUCAGGAAACACAGGUAUUGGUUUGGCAUUAGCCGCUGCUAUCAAGGGCUACAAGAUGAUCAUCACGCUACCAGAGAAAAUGUCUCAGGAGAAGGUCGAUGUGUUGAAGGCAUUGGGCGCCACCAUCAUACGUACCCCAACUGAGGCCGCCUUUGACUCGCCAGAGUCCCAUAUCGGUGUGGCCAAGCGUCUCAAUGCCGAGAUACCCAACUCGCACAUCCUUGAUCAGUACUCCAACCCAUCCAAUCCUCUGGCACAUUACGAUGGCACAGCCGAGGAGAUCAUCAGCCAGUGUGACGGUAAGCUCGACAUGGUCGUCUGCACGGCCGGCACAGGUGGAACGAUCAGUGGUAUCGCGCGCAAGAUCAAGGAGCGCUUACCUCAUGUAAAGAUCGUUGGUGUUGACCCAGUGGGCUCAAUCCUCGCCCAGCCCGAGUCACUCAAUGGCAAGAUUACCUCAUACAAGAUUGAGGGCAUUGGCUACGACUUCAUCCCCAUCGUGCUGGAUCGCAGCCUUGUCGACAAAUGGUACAAGUCGGAGGACAAGCCAUCGUUCAUCAUGGCUCGUCGCCUGAUCAAGGAGGAAGGCCUGCUCUGCGGUGGUUCAUCCGGCUCGGCGAUGGUGGCAGCUCUCGAGGCUGCAGCCGAACUUGGCGAGGGCCAGCGCUGUGUCGUGCUGUUACCAGACUCGAUUCGCAACUACAUGUCCAAACAUUUGAACGAUGAUUGGAUAAUGGACAAUGGAUUCGUAGACCCUGUCUAUCCAUCGUACAAAGAUACCGAGGCGGAGAAGUACCACGGCGCAACGGUUGGCGACCUACAUUUGGCCAAGCCAAUCACCGUGACGGCCAACACCACUUGUGCCGCCGCCGUUGAGCUGCUGCAGAAGCAUGGUUUCGACCAACUGCCCGUGCUAUCCGAGUCCAAGAAGUUGGUUGGCAUUGUAACUCUUGGAAAUCUGCUCACACACUCUGCUGCCAAACGAUCACUACCCAAUGACCCUGUCAGCAAGGUGAUGUUCCGGUUCAACAAGCAUGACGCAUUUGUAGCCAUCACUCCCAAGACUUCACUGGCAUCACUCCAAAAGUUCUUUGAGCAACACAGCUCUGCCAUUGUAACUGGUGACGGCGACGAGAUCGUAUCCAUCAUCACCAAGAUCGACCUUCUCACCUACCUCAUGAAGCAGACUUCAGUCCAGAAG
Messenger RNA from Acytostelium subglobosum LB1, 1500 nucleotides. RefSeq lists its product as hypothetical. Gene Ontology annotation, molecular function: cysteine synthase activity; cystathionine beta-synthase activity. Gene Ontology annotation, cellular component: cytoplasm. NCBI's taxonomy places the organism in Eukaryota, Evosea, Eumycetozoa, Acytosteliales, Acytosteliaceae. The annotation marks the transcript as partial. The record is from RefSeq and is a predicted model, not a curated record. The transcript is spliced from 3 exons.